AUGAAGGUCUUCCUCUACUUUGUCAAAGUCGGUACUCUUUCGUUAUAUUGGCUGGUAGAACUAGUGAUUCCAAAGCCUUCAUGAAAUAAUUUUGAAGCGUGUCGGAAUAAGUCAAAUGAGAAGUAGUUAGAAAACGCCGCGGAAAAUGCCGAACGAGAGGAUAGAGAAAAAAAAAAUCUAUUCCAAUGGUUGGCUAGGGUAAUGUUGAACUUCCAAUUACUUUGAGCUGAAAAUCAAGUUCUUCUGUUUUGUCUGCUUCUAGUAUAGUUUGUUGUAACGUUAGCAAUUCGGAAUCCUACUGAGAGCACUUAUUCCGCCAGAUUUGCGCCUUCCAUUCACGGUAGACCGCUUUUGGGAGGAAAAAUAUAGCGAGUUCCUCGUCUCUUUUCAACUCGAAUUCCAUACUCUGAAAAAAGCUUCCGAAUUUUUUGUUGUAGAAGAAGUUUCUGCUCAGCUAAAGUUGUCGUAAAAACCGAAACGAUAGCGUAAAAUGGAUGGGUAAAAAGAUGAGUUCUCAUUCAUAGGCGAAGCCAUUGGUUCCAGUUUCAUGCUUUGAUGGCGUUUUUGUGUAGUCUUAUAAAAGGGUUUUUUUCUUUUCAGAUGGUUUUUCUCGUAUUUGAUAGCACAAUUUUGAAUGAAGGGCUUGAGAUUCCUGAUUCCAGGGACAGUCAUCGCAACCAGCCAUUGAAGGCGCCACCAAAAUGACGGAGGAUGAACGCGGCCACUCCAUUUUCUCCCGCUGCUUCGCAGAAAUGAUUGCUGUCCUUAUUUUUGUAUAUGUUGGUAGGUUUCUCUAUGCCAUUUAUCACACGUUUCUCAGUAAGACUCUUUGAUUUUUAGAUAAACGAUAGUAAAAAUUCAAUUCCAGGAUCGACGCAAGCAUUUUCGCAUUCAUCAGACCCCGUGCUUCACGCAGCUUUUGCUCACGGGGCCGCCAUUUUUGUGCUGGUCGCCACUUUUGGUGGACUCAGGUUGGACUUGUAUCAACUUGAUCUGAACGAAAUAUGAGCGAAAAAACCUCCAAGGACAGAAAAAAUUAGGUUUACCUGAAGCGUUUCCCAAUUGAGAACCGAUUUUUUUUUUUCAUCAUUUAAUGCUUUAUAAAACAGUAUCUUUCAUCAGAACAUGGAAUUUUUCAACUCGUCGCGGUUUGCGUGUGCCUAACUGGCUGAAAAAUGUUAGAUUAAUUUUUUAUCAUAUCUUUGCGAGAAUCUGAUUCUGCCUUCCGCAAGCGUUUCUGGUCGGGCGCGCCUCGCAGCUACGUCGCAUUGAAUAAUUUUACGCGCGGUUCAGUGCUAGAGUCGUUAAAACGAAAAUAACGAAAGCAUAAAGACAAUUUGGAUGAAUUUCGAAACAAAGGACACGACUGUAGAAAAAGGAUAUAAUAAUAAAUUUUAUGAAUGCAAAUACAGGUCGUUGAUUUUUUGAAAACUUAAAAAAAUCAUAAAACCUAUAGAACAUGGGAACUUGAUAGAUGCCAGGAACACAGAGAAGUAUUUUCUGGGGUCUCUCCGAUUCUGAAGAGCUACGGCCUUUGGAGAUUGAAAUUUCUUCUAUAUUUUUUACAUCGUCAAGAAAUAAGAAAAGAAAAGAGAAAUAGUAUCAAGGAAUGAUUUUUCUUUUGAGAAUUUUUCUCUAUUUCGAAAUUUUGUUAAUUUCAAUGUCUCUAUUCCAGCGGAGGCCACGUCAAUCCAGCCGUCACUCUGGGAAUAACUCUGGUCGGCAAGUUGAGCCCAGUUCAUGCCGUUUGCUACGUUUGUAGUCAGUUGGUCGGAAGUGUUCUUGGAGCGCUCUUGGUCCGGGUUUGUUUAUUUUCAAAGGCUAUUUUCUCUAAAGUCGAGAGAACUUAGAUAUCCCUGGACAAUGUGGCGUAUGAAGGAAUUACUGCCGGCGCAACGGUUCUCAGCAGCGGCGUCAGUUGGUAUCAUGUAAGGGCUUUCCUUCCAACUUUACUGUUCCAAUAAAUUGCGAUAAAAUCUAAUUUUAUCAAGUUUUUCAAUAUAUGGAAAAAUCAAUUAAAAAGUCUCAAAUAGUAAAGUUUCCAGUUUUUGAAAAUUGCUAUCCUAUACGCUUCAGAAGAUAAAACUGAAGCUUCAAGAGUUAAGUUGACACAAAAUUCAGUAUCAAUUUUAAGUGUCAGGAUGUUGGUCUAGUGUUCAAAUGGAAGUUUCCUGCUCUCACUGUUCAAAAAUAUUUUUUGAAAUCUCGAAUAGAGGAUUUUUUUUACUUCCAACGUCUACAAUACACUAGAAUGUUUAUAAUAAGCUAAGAUUGAAGAAACUUCAUCUCGUGUUGAUCAGAAGUUAGGUUGCGACCCUUCUCGGAAAACAAAAGUUCAGGGUUUGACGGCCGAAGUCAUGACGACGUAUAUCUUGGUGCAGACGGUCCUCAUGACUGCCGUUGAUACGGACAAAAAUGUCCUGGCCCCGCUCGCCAUCGGCUUUUCCAUCAUCAUCGACAUCUUGGCCGCGUGAGCUUUUGAUCUUUUUUCACUCUUAAGUGUGAGAAAGCAGGUUUCAAGUUCAAUGAACACGUGGUAGACGGAAAAUUUGUAAGAGUGAAAAACAUACCAAUUUUAUUAGGCCGAAGUUUUUCAUCGAAAAUGUAAGAGGAAAUAACAGCUUCCAAAGUUUUGCAAAUUGCCCGAAAAAAUGAUAAUAAUUGAGUAAAACGUAAACACUGUUGAGAUUUAAACUAACUUCGCUAAAAUAGUUGAACUUGUGAUAUAAACGGUAUUCGAAGUUUGAAUUCUGCCUUUUAAAUUUGGUUAAUGUGCAGCGGAAGCUUGUCUGGAGCCUCAAUGAACCCGGCACGAUCUUUCGGCCCCAACGUCAUCGGCCAACUUUUCCUGAGCCCUCAUCACCUGGAUCAGGUGCCUGCUUUCUGGUCCUACCACUGGAUCUACUACAUUGGUCCUGCUUUGGGUGCCUUCCUUGCUGCUGGAGUAUACAGGUCUGUUUUCCUUCCGAAAACUCAAAAAAGAACCUCCAAAAUAUCAACAAAGCGAGACAAAAAAGCUUGUGCCUCAUGCUGGAAUCGAACCAGCGACCUUCUGUUUACUAGACAGACGCUCUGCCACUGAGCCAAUGAGGCGGUCCGUGACGUGUUCUCUCUUUCAGGGUCUUCUUCGCUCGCGAUUUCCGCGUCCUUGCGUAG
Molecule: messenger RNA, 3156 nt
Organism: Caenorhabditis auriculariae
Lineage: Eukaryota; Metazoa; Nematoda; Chromadorea; Rhabditida; Rhabditidae
Source: the annotation of a GenBank genome assembly